Molecule: messenger RNA, 1344 nt
Organism: Argiope bruennichi
Lineage: Eukaryota; Metazoa; Arthropoda; Arachnida; Araneae; Araneidae
Gene: Ubc4
Product: ubiquitin-conjugating enzyme E2-22 kDa-like
Exons: 6
Coding region: 184-783 (199 amino acids)
Biological process (GO): proteasome-mediated ubiquitin-dependent protein catabolic process; protein polyubiquitination
Cellular component (GO): nucleus
Molecular function (GO): protein binding; ubiquitin conjugating enzyme activity
Source: RefSeq, a predicted model, not a curated record
UUGUGUUUCGUUUUUUUUUCCUUCCCAAGUCGCUGUGAUCGAAUUGUAGUGUUUAUAUACUUUGAAAAUAAUGAAAUGACAGUCUUGAAAUUAAUUUCCAUGUAGAUAUUUUAUACACCCAUUGUUGUUUAUAUUAAUGAAAAGACUUUGUUGUAGUUCUUAGUUUAUGGUGGCCGGUGGAUCAUGGCAAAUAUAGCAGUCCAGCGAAUCAAACGGGAAUUUAAAGAAGUAGUAAAGAGUGAAGAGGCAGCUAAAUGUGCAAUAAGCGUGGAAAUUAUAAAUGACACUUACACGGAAUUAAGGGGAGAAAUUGCAGGACCACCGGACACACCAUAUGAAGGAGGAAAUUUUAUUUUAGAAAUCAAAGUACCAGAAACUUAUCCAUUUAAUCCACCUAAGGUUCGGUUUGUCACAAAAAUAUGGCAUCCAAAUAUUAGCUCUGUUACUGGUGCAAUAUGUUUAGAUAUAUUAAAAGAUCAGUGGGCUGCAGCAAUGACAUUGCGGACAGUUCUUCUUUCAUUACAAGCAUUAUUAGCUGCUGCUGAACCAGAUGAUCCUCAAGAUGCUGUUGUUGCCAAACAGUAUAAAGAAGAUCCAGAAAUGUUUAAACUUACUGCCAGACACUGGGCCCAAGCUUAUGCAGGAGCUCCAAAAACUCAUUCUGAUUUUGAUGAAAAGAUAAGGAGAUUGGUUGAUAUGGGUGUUGAUGAGCACAAAGCACGUGUGGCCUUAUCUUCUUGUUCCUGGAACCUGGAGAAGGCAACUGAAACACUCUUCAGUUAAAACACCAUCCAGUUGUUUACAGAAAGUGAUGCUUCAGCACUUUUCAACUUUUUUUUGUUGUUGUUGGAAUAAAAAGAAAUCUUCUCAAAUUUAGAUGUUAUGACAUCCUAUGCACUAUAAGAAAGAAAUGCUCGAUUUGAAAAUUUAUGAAAAUAUAGAAUGGAAUUUUAUUCAAAAUUUUGAAACAAAGACUUAUAGGGACAAUUGUUCAUUAGACUUGUGAAAUUUGACUCUUUUACUUUCAAUGCAAAUUGAUUUUCCUUUCAUAUUUAUGAUAAAUGGAUAAUCUGAUUCAUUAUUUGCUUGAAGUGCAUUCUAAUUUAAAAGGGUGAAGAAAUUUUCAUUAAUUAAAAUUUUAUAACACUGAGACUUGUAGAAUUUGGAAAUAUAAUAUAAAUAAAACAUAAACCUUUCUUAUGUGAGAAUUUUAUUUUCUGUUUAUAUUAUAUAUUUGUUGUAAAUUUCACUUUUGCUGAUAAAUAUAGUAUUGUUUCAGGCUGUCACCUCUAAUUGUACAAAAUUAUUUUUUCCUUAUGAUGAUUAAAUGUUGAUUGUUGAUUA